AUGAAUCGCCGAGAUUAUCUCAAGAAGAAAGCUAUUAAGACAAACUCAACUGCAUGCCACAAUGCUUAUAAAAGUCUUCGCAAUGAGAUUAACAAAAAAAUUAUGUAUGCAAAGCGAGAUUAUUACACAAACUGUGUUGACAGAAACAGAAAUAAUACAAAGCAAAUGUGGAAACAUAUUAAUCAGUUAGUUAAUAAAAAUUCUAGAUCAACAAAUAUAUCAGUACUACAAAUAGACAAACAGGUUAUUACUGAAAAUGAAACUAUAGCUGAUUUGUUCAAUGAAUAUUUUACUGAUAUAGGACCAAAUCUGUCGAACCAGAUCACAGAAACUAACACUGAUUUUAAACGUUAUAUGAAAUUUAAAACUCAACAUAAGUUCAAUUUCGAAAACAUUAAUAUCAAUGAAGUGUUAAAUGCACUGGAGAAAUUAAAGAUGUCUAAGUCAACUGGACAUGAUAAUAUCCCAGCCAAACUUUUGAAAGAUGUAAGUGAUGCCGUGGCGCCUUUUUUAGUAUUUAUUUUUAAUACUUCACUCAAACAUGGAAUUUUCCCUGAUGAUCUUAAGACUGCAAGAAUUUCUCCAAUUCAUAAAUCUGGUGACAAAAAAAUUGAGGCAAUUAUAGACCGAUUUCCAUUAUUUCAAUUAUUGCCAAGUUAUUUGAGAAACUUGUCUGUACACAGCUCAAUUCCUUUUUAA
Molecule: messenger RNA, 699 nt
Organism: Paramuricea clavata
Lineage: Eukaryota; Metazoa; Cnidaria; Anthozoa; Malacalcyonacea; Plexauridae
Source: the annotation of a GenBank genome assembly